Messenger RNA from Trachemys scripta elegans, 6791 nucleotides. RefSeq names its product zinc finger C2HC-type containing 1A (gene ZC2HC1A). The transcript is spliced from 10 exons. NCBI's taxonomy places the organism in Eukaryota, Metazoa, Chordata, Testudines, Emydidae. The record is from RefSeq and is a predicted model, not a curated record. The coding region runs from base 50 to 1177 and encodes 375 amino acids.
GGCCGUGUUGCUACAGCAGCGGCAGCCGGAGCCGGAGCCGGAGCGCGCCAUGGAGGAGCUGGAAGAAAAUGAUAUUAUAGUGCCAGCUGGAGAUUUAUUACCAUGCAAGAUUUGUGGAAGGACAUUCUUUCCAGCAGCACUGAAAAAGCAUACACCUAUUUGCCAAAAAACUGCUACUAAGAGAAGGAAGACAUUUGAUUCCAGCAGACAGAGAGCAGAAGGAACUGAUAUUUCCACAGUAAAACCUCUAAAGCCACGGCCAGAACCCCCCAAAAAACAGUCCAACUGGAGACGAAAGCAUGAGGAGUUUAUAGCAACUAUACGAGCAGCCAAAGGACUAGAUCAAACUCUGAAAGAGGGUGGAAAACUUCCUCCCCCUCCUCCACCUUCAUAUGAUCCAGAUUACAUUCAAUGCCCAUAUUGCCAGAGACGAUUUAAUGAAAAUGCAGCUGACAGGCACAUCAAUUUCUGCAAGGAACAGGCAGCACGUAUUAGUAAUAAAGCAAAAUUGGCUGCUGAUGCAAAAGGGAAGCUGCCUGCUCGAACACAGUACAAGCCUGCUACAGUUAAAAAGGCACCUUCUGCAGGAUCAACACCAUCCUCAUCACGCUUACCACAGCCAAGUAAUGUUAGCAAAACUGUUGUAGGUACACCUACGAGUAAAGUGUUAUCUACAGGUGGGCCUUCUGGAAGCAAAAUUCAGACCUUAUCUCCAGCUCAUAAAAAUUCAGUGAGCAUGACAAGCCCACAAGCAGGUAGUAAGACGGACAAGUUAGGCCCACCACUGCGAACUGGAAGAGAUGUGCAAAGGUUGUAUGACAGUGAUACAAAAGCAGACAGUACCAUCAAAAGACCAAAUGAGUUGUUGCCCAUUAACAAACCCACUGUGAAAACUCGAAUAUCAACCCCUCCAAGUAUGGCAAAAAACGCGGGCACAGGUGCUCUAGCAAACAAAAGGAAAAUCUAUAAUGCAGAAAGUUACUCAAGCAGGUCUGAUGGUAAAAUUGGGUAUGAUAGUGGAGACUACUCAUCCUCAGUCAAUGGAGGAAGUACAAAAAGCAGCGAUGAAAAUUCACCUGUACAGUUAUCAAAAUUUUGCCAUGAAUGUGGAACCAGAUACCCAGUGGAAUGGGCAAAGUUCUGCUGUGAAUGUGGAAUUCGAAGAAUGGUUGUGUGAAUGCAUUCAGAAAGGCAAAGAAAGCAAGCAAACAAAAAAACGAAACAAAAACAAAAAAAAAGAAAGAAACCCAGAGCUUCAGUUGCAUAUUGCAGCAUGGAAUGCUGGAGCACUCCUUCCCGUUAGAUUUCAUGCUGCAAACAUCCUGAAAUACCAUGUUGUAGUAAUUUACUGAGUGCAAUCCUUUUGGUUACAUAGUUAUUUAUAUAUAAAUAUAUAUACUGUAUAUAAAAAUUACAGGUACCUAAAACUGUGCCAUUCAAGGACAUUCUAAUCUCUGUUGGAAAAUAUUUUAAACUAAAUAGAGAUGUGUUUGGCAACUUAGCAAAUAGAAAUGGAUCUUUUUGUAGAACCCUGGUAUGUAAAAUAUUCUAGCUAUGAAACAUUUGGGCUUAAAAAAUGCUUCUGAGAAGGAAUCAGAUGUAUUUAUGGGACACUAACUAAGAAACUGUCUUUUAAGGAAGUAUGAAAACUGCAUGAGCAGCUCCUAUAACUUUCUAAUGAAAAUAUUAAAAGAUUGUCUUUGGUUAAAGAGAUUAAACCAUACUAUUCUAAUGAGCUUCCAUGGUUAUUUUCUGGCACUGCUUCUAAAAGAUUUGUUAAAGCAAAUGGACUGAAGUGCUGUGUGAAAGUAUUGUUCACCUAUGUAAAGAAUAAUAGGAAUUGAAUAAGAACCAAUGAAGGUUAUUACAUAUUUACAGCCAGCAGUAUGGGACCAGGCAUUUUUUUUAAAAGUUAUGUUUUUCAUAAUGACAUACUUUCCUUUCCAUAACUGUCCACAUGAGUCUUACCCAACAGCUCCCAUCUCUCCUUCCAGAGAUGUCUGCAGGUUCCUGCUCCCUUCACUUUCCUCCUCUUUCUCCAGAAGGAAAGACAAAAUAAUUUACUCCAGAAUUUUAAAAUAAAGUUUCUUGGUAUGUAUUGAGAUUUUCCAGUGGAUGGCUUUAAUGGAUGAUUAUCAUAGAUGAUAUAAAUAAUUUGUACAUCCAUUUUUUAAAUAGUCCUUAUAAUGUAUCUAACAUGAUAGAGGUCCAUAUAGUUAUAUGAAACUGGUACUGUAAGUUUUGAUAGAAGUCAUCACUUCCUUUAUUCUUAUCCCUGUGCAAAAGCACAGCCAUAUGUUUUAUGGAGCACUUAUGCUUCAUGGCAUAGUAUGAAUAUUUAAUUAUUCUAUCUGCAAUUUCUGCAUUCUCCUGGGCUGUUUACUGCAGCCAUUGAAAUCAAUAGCAAAACUCACAUUGACUUCCAGGGAAGCAGGAUCAGACACCUUAGCUGUUUAACUUUUGUAAUAUGACAACCAGCGGGGGCAGUUUAAAUAACCAGGCAAAAGCUGAGUUUCUUAGUCUGUGUCUGAAUUUAAAUGUUUCUGGUAUGUGACGUUUGCUUUGAAGUGUUUUAAACUAUUUUGGUUUCCCAGGGAAAAACAAUCUGAAAGAAUCUAAUUGUGCCUUUCCCAAAUUAACUGUGCUGACUUGUCCAAAAUUGUUACUUUUAAUUCAUUGCUGCCACUAAUAUAGCAGAUGUAUGAUUUUUGUUAAGGUGGUAUAUUGAAGCUUUUUGCCACAUAUGGUAUGACAUUGCAAUAUUUUCAAUUAAUGUAAUCCAAAAGUACUAUUAAUAUUUUUGGAGAAUACAGAUAAUGGGGCCAAAAUACAAACAAAAUGGAUUUGAUAUCCAUUUUGUGGAUACCUUUCUCUGAUUUUUAUGGAUAUCUUUAGGAACUUGAAGAUGUCAUUUUGUGGGCCCUAAACUAUUAUUGCUAUUUUAGGAUGACCAAGUUCAGUGGUACAGAAUUGUUUUGUAAUCUUUCUGAGAAAUUAAAUGUUUUUAGUAAUUGUCCCUUUACCAGGUGUAUUGACAUCUUUUCUAAUUCUCCAAUAUGGCCACUGAGCUGCCCAUGUUUAGUGUGUAAGAGUGGAUAACUACUAAAUGUGAUGUUGUAUAAUAGGUAGCCAAAAAUGGGCUCAGCCAAGGGAUACUGAAGGUUCAUAGGCCCAAUAUCUGAUUUAGUUUCUGUUCUUAUAUAUGUUGGCAAAUUAAAUGUUAUCAGUUUUAAAAAAAAUAAAUGGUAGCAGCCCAGCACUCAUCAUGAGCAAACCUGUAAUAACAGCAAUGUGUGUGUACAGUAUAAAGGGAAAGUUUAGUAAGGAAACAGAUUAGUUUCAAACUUACAAGGAUUUUAUUGUGAAUAAUGAGAGGAGUGGAGGACUUCUCUACAAAAUUAUGAAAGCCUGUCCUUUGAAACCAUAAAUGCCAAGUUUCCCAAUUCAAUUCAUGCAAUACAUGGUUUUAUAUUCACUGCUCUUUGAGCUGUUGUGUAAUGCAGUGCUUCAAAGUCAGGUUUUAGAAAAUUAUCCUAGAGUUAUGCACCAUUUAUUUUCUUUUAAUUGAAAUGUUGUGUGUAUUAGUCUAAAGUUUAAUUCAGCAUUACAACUCAGUAAAUUUAAACCUUGAUUAUUGACAAAAUGUAACAUUUAAUAAUGUGCACGUUUGAAACUUCUAUAAUAAAGACAUGAAAACACUAACAUAAAAUUUGAUUAUCCAGUUUGUUACUGCAUACUGAGGCUAUAGUCAGUAUGUUAAGGUUUGUUUAUCAAAAUGUUUUUAUUAUCUAAUAUUAUAGAUUUUUCAUGUAUCUAGUGCCAUCUACAGAGGACUGCAUUGCACACUGUAGCAGCACAGACUACUGCCUUUCCAUCCAGAUGUUUGUUAGCAAACAAAAACGGAAUGGUUUUCAUAAUACUCAUUGCAGAUGAAACACAUAAGGAACAUAAUUAAGUAUCAUAUAAAAAGCAAGAAAUAAGCAUGGUGAUUGAAGGAAGAUUAGUGAAGAACUUGAAAGCUCAGUGUACAUCUCUCCAAGAAUAUGUAUAAGCAUAUGUUCUGUGUGAACUCUUCAAAAAUUAUUAUCCAAAAUUAAAUUAAUAAAGCUAAGCUAAUCAUUUUUAAUUAAAAUGGGAAGAACACUAGAGAAGGAUUAUGAACCCCAAAACUACUGAAUAACAACAUGCAUUAACUGUACAUUUAAAAAUCUCUGAAUAAUUUUGUUGGUGUAAUUAUAUGGUCACAGUAUUACUUUUACCUCCAGGACCUUGACAACUUUUAUUAUCUACUAUAUAUAUUGUGCUAUUAGUUCUCUUGCAAAGGUUCUCUCAUUCUGUAGGAGGGAAUCAGUGGAGGGUUCUUGCAUGAAGAGCCAGCUCUGAAGUGAAGGUUAAUGGUAGGUUCCACAGUUGCCAACUUUCAUGUGGUAAAUAAGCACCCUGACUUUCACAAUAAGCCUAAAAUCAAGCUAAUCCCAUUUCAAAACAAGGCCAGAACAAGCCAGUCUCUAAGAACCCCAACACUCUGUGACUAGAUCCCACCCAGCGUGCAGUCUGGGGACUGGCGUGGGCCCGCUGUGCACCUCUGACUCUCUCACCCCUUGCCCCUGCUUUCCCCCCCCCCCUUACUCCUGCUUGCCGGGAACCAAUCAAGAAAAAGAAGCAGCAAGCUACAAGCCCAACAUGCAACAAGCUAUAAGCCAAAAACUAGCCAACUAGCAACUCACAAGCCAAUUAAGCCAAAAACAAGCUCAAUUUCUGUUUUGUUUUUUUUUCGUGGGUUUGGCCCUGCAUGCCAUCUUGGCUGCCAUACCAUCUUCCCUAUCCUGAAGGUGUUGAGUGCUGCCUCUUUUUAGGAUUUAAACCACCAGUACCUAGAAAAGUAUUUCUGUGCCCCAGAAAGCAGACACCAGACUUAGUGUCUUGCCUUCUCCUCUGCCUGUCCGUUUCUCCCUCAUGCUAUCUCACAUUUUUCUUUAAAAAUUGAACUUUUAGGCGGAACUUUUCAAAGGGAUUUGGACUCCCCAUUACAUUUCCCUUGGUGGAUUUGAAAAUCUCAAUCUUUAAGGUUUGUUGCCCAGUAAUGAGACCCAGCUUGAUGUUAGGAGCUCUCCAUGGUGCUCUGGCACUGAAUCUGCUCCUACAAUGCAUCUAAUAAUCAGUCUUUCAUUGCACAUGCUACAGCAAGUGAGGGAAACAGAGUGCUGACUGCAAAGUGCAUUUCAGCAACAGCCCCAAUGUUAGAACGUCAUGGAGGGUGUCUGUUACUGAGAGGAAGUGGCUCAGUGUUGUGAUGGUGCAGUGGUGCGCAGGGAAGAAUAGAUAAAAAAAAUUUCCUGAUGGAAAUAGCAGAACAGUAUCUCUCUGCAGUAGCUUAAAUGCUGCGUGCUGGCAUCCCGCAUGACUAGUCUACUGAACAUGAAAUCAAAUAAUAUUGUCUGAAUGCUAUAAAAAUCCCCUAGAAAUAUUAGUUAUCAGUCACAUUGAUUCUGUAUUGUAUGGGGAAUAAAACACUCCUGGUAGAAGCUUUCUGAAAUUGUUACUGGAAAAAUUGUGUUGCUAGAAAAGGGGCUAUUUUCCUACUUAAUUUUAUUGUUUUUGCUAAGCAGGGAAACUUAAAUGGGAACAAGGUUUUGUGCUUGCAACUGUGUGUCAAACACUGAAAAUAAAUGUACAUGAAAUGAUGGUUAAUGAAAUUGAGUGAAUUUUAUUUGCUUGCCCAAAAAAUAAUUACUUGCCUGGGGGGAGUGAGUGAGUAGACUUUUUUUAAGGCUCAUUUAUUAUUAAUCUGUGGGUAUGUAUCUUUUUUUAAAUUCAAAACAUAAUGGAGUACAGAGUUCUAUUGCAUUUUGAUAAGCACAGUUGAUUCAAAACCAGAUUAGCCUAUGGUGUGUUAGUUUCUUUUUAACCCACUAGUAAGGUUAAAUCACGGCCUCACUUUAUCCAUGUCAUAAAAAUAAUAUUUGGUAGGAAAUUAUUAGCAGUGUUUAGUAAGCUAGCACUCACUCAGCUCCCUGAGACUGUCUUCCUAGAUGUAUAAUACGAGGGUUGGCUGGUACAUAUUUCCAGAUGAAAAGUUAGUUUUUGUUUUUUUUAUUGUUUACAUAUAUUAAAGUGCAAACAUGUUACCAUGCUCAUGGGCACUAAAUAGAACCAUUAAAUAUGUCACGAGCAAUUGAAAAACUUUACAAAUUUUCCCUUUACAAAUAUGAACAUUCUUCAUUUGAUAUAUACUAAUUGAAAAGUAUUUUUCCCCAUGAAAAUAAUAGCCCUUGAGACUUAAUCAGAUGUAUUUUGAAGUUUCAUUCCAUUCAAAACCACUAAUGCAAAUGUAGUUAUAGAAUAACAGCAUUCUGGUGUGGGCUUUUGGCAGAAGUAGUGUGGGAUUUGCGCCUGAUCCAAUGCUGAGCACUCAACAGCUGCUGGCCCUGUGUGUGUCUCUUACAUGUAUCUUCAUAAGAUAAAGCACCCAUUUAUUUAUUUUUAUGCCAGCGUUUCACCUGUUUUAUAUAAAUGGUUCAUUAUUGUAUCUGAUAUUAUUAGAGUUGUCAUUACUGGAUCUGUCAUUGUUUAUGCCUGGCACUUUAAUGCAUCGAAUACUCUCAUAUUUGUCACUAUCAAGAGUCCGAUUUCUAUCAGAUGGCUUGAGUUUCUUGAUCACUUAUUUGCUAUGUGAAGUUUGAAUUCUCAAGUGUCAAUUCCAUUUUAAUUUGCAAAUGUAAUUUGUAACUAGCUCACCCUAUACAAUCUUGCCACUUGUUAACAAUAAAGCAGAUCUGCUGGAUAAAGCA